CCGUGGGUGAGUGGCGGAGAGCGGAGACCCCGCGGCUGGCACUCUAUCCACUCUCGUCUCGGCCAGCCAUCAGGGCAGGGCUCCCGUACGUUCGUCUUCCUCCGGCCGCCCGGUGGUCUCUCGAUCCUCUUCCAGCUCCCAUGGCCGCAACCGCAACCGCCCCGCCGCUCCUUCUCCCCUCAGGCUCAGGGCCGAGGUCCGCGUCUAGGGCGUGGCCGCUCCGCCGCGGCGGCCUCAGGGCGUCGUGCCGCUGCAGGGCUGCCGUGGGCGGGACCGCGGCGCAAUGCGGAGCCGACGGCGGCGCGGCGGCGGUGGUCGGCAGGAGGGGCGUGCUCGGCGGGAUGGCGCUCGCGGUGUCGGUUUCCUCGUCGCACGCUUUCGGCGUGCUGCAGGCCGCGCUCGCCGGCGGGCUGCCGCCGGAGGAGAAGCCCAAGCUCUGCGACGCCGACUGCGAGAAGGAACUCGAGAAUGCGCCCAUGGUGACUACAGAGUCUGGUCUGCAGUACAAGGACAUCAGAGUGGGCCAAGGGCCAAGCCCACCCAUUGGUUUCCAGGUUGCUGCAGAAUGCAUCGCCAUGGUGCCCAACGGGCAGAUAUUCGACAGCUCGCUGGAGAAAGGCACGCCCUACAUCUUCCGUGUUGGUGCUGGACAGGUUAUAAAGGGGCUUGAUGAAGGGAUCUUGUCGAUGAAAGUUGGAGGAUUACGCCGGUUGUACAUACCUGGUCCGUUAGCAUUCCCCAAGGGCCUUACAUCAGCUCCUGGAAGGCCAAGAGUGGCUCCGAGCAGCCCCGUCGUAUUUGAUGUCAACCUAUUGUACAUACCAGGUCUUGAUGAUGAGUGAAAAGGCAUUAACUUGCAAAAUUUACAGGAUAAAGUGGAGCGAAUGGUUUACUGUUUUUGAAUUACCACAUGUAUGUAGAGAGUGAACAUUGUUUCCGGCAGCAAAUUAUAUGAAAAUAAGGCGACUUUUGUCAAGUA
This is a messenger RNA of Brachypodium distachyon (stiff brome), 979 nucleotides long. RefSeq names its product peptidyl-prolyl cis-trans isomerase FKBP16-3, chloroplastic. Gene Ontology annotation, molecular function: peptidyl-prolyl cis-trans isomerase activity. The transcript has 7 exons. The record is from RefSeq and is a predicted model, not a curated record. Bases 141 to 842 code for a protein of 233 amino acids. Lineage: Eukaryota; Viridiplantae; Streptophyta; Magnoliopsida; Poales; Poaceae.